Messenger RNA from Melanaphis sacchari, 1674 nucleotides. RefSeq lists its product as uncharacterized. NCBI's taxonomy places the organism in Eukaryota, Metazoa, Arthropoda, Insecta, Hemiptera, Aphididae. The record is from RefSeq and is a predicted model, not a curated record. The transcript has a single exon. The coding region runs from base 1 to 1674 and encodes 557 amino acids.
AUGUCGUCGCAAGAGACGUUAUCCGAUCUCAAUAAUUUUGUAUCGACCUUUUCCGAGAACAUUGCGUUGUUAAAUGCACUGAAAAUCAAGGACCUCGGAUCAUUCAUAGUGUUUUCCAUGGCUUUUCGGUGUCUUCCGGCAUCCACACGUAAAUUAUUCGAGUCGUCCACUCCUCCGGAGUUUCCGUCGGUGACUGAGUUGCUCACUUUCGUACAGUCCCGUGUUGCGAUCUUGGAGAUAGCCGGAGACCACCAUAAAAGGUCCAAUAAUCGACCACAGUCUACAUCACAAGGCAGCGCGUUCGUCAAAAAGGUUCCGUUCAAAUCAACUACUACAUCGUUAGUCAUUUCGAAGUCGUCGAGCUCCAAGAAUGACUCUUGUCCGAAUUGUUGGGGAAAGCAUACCAUUACUGACUGUCGGAAGUUCGCGUCGUUGUCGGUCGAGGACCGAAACAACUGGGCGCGUGAAAACGGUGUGUGCUACACGUGUUUGUCGACCAAUCAUUGGGCCGAUAAAUGUCACUCAAGACUCCGCUGUGAAACUUGUUCCAGGAAACACCAUACGCUGCUUCAUGGGUUUUCCACACGUCACCAUUCAGAGAGCACCCCAUCUAGCGGUGACGCGUCCUUGUGUGCUGCAUCAAUGCCAUCCAGAGCUGACGAUUCAGCAGCUGUGCUUUUGGGCACCGCUCUCGUUCACAUUCGUGACCAUUGUGGCACAUGGCAAACGGUCCGUGCCAUCGUCGAUUCCGCAUCUCAAAUAAGUGCCAUAACUGUGUCCUGUUCUGCCCGGUUAGGACUCCGGCUGAAAAACUGGACAGCACCGAUCAGUGGCCUAUCCGGUACAGCAGUCGCUGAUGUCCGAGGUACGGUCGAUUGCGUCGUUCAACCAAGGUUCGCUAAAGAACCACAAUUGAAAACAAAGGCGUGGGUACUGCCAUCGAUCACAUCCGAUAUGCCGCGUCGAUCUUUAGACACCAGCGUUAAGGAUCGAUUUGCGAAUUUGGCCCUUGCCGAUCCGACGUUUAAUAUUGCUUCUCCCGUUGAUGUGCUAUUGGGCGCUGACUUGUUCGCGCAAAUAAUAGACGGCCGUAAGGUCACCGUAGCUGCCGAUCUACCCACAGCGUUCAGCUCCAUCUUUGGUUGGAUUCUGAUCGGGCCGGUGCUUCAAACUGAUGUCGACUGCCACGCAUCGCUCUCUGUGUCUCUAACCGUCUCAGUUGAAAAUUUGAUUGAGAAAUUUUGGCGUGCUGAAGAACCCGCGAUGCCGCCGCCUUCGUUCACUGAGGAUGGCCGAUGUGAAGAAGCAUUCGUAGCAGAGUACAAGCGACUGCCGUCUGGACGAUUCUCCGUGUCAUUACCUACACGCACAGCCCUUUCUUCAUUAAACUUUCCAGGUUCCCGUGAACACGCGAUUAAGCGUUUCGAAAAUCUCGAAAAACGGCUAUCUACAGACCCUAAAUUACGAGAGUUAUAUUUCAAUUUUAUGUCUGAAUACUUGACAUUAGGUCAUAUGUCGGUGGCAAAAACGCCCGGGACAUAUUUUAUACCACACCAUGCCGUAUAUCGACCUGCAGAUGGCGACAACAAGAUCCGCGUUGUAUUUGACGCAUCCGCAAAAGGAUCGCGAGGACCGUCACUAAACGAAUGUUUACUGCAGGGUCCCAAAUUGUAA